UCAGGUUUUGUCAGAAAUAAUGGAAAUUUUAUAUUUUGUUUUUUAAGUUUUUAAUACAUUUUUGUUUUAAUAAUACUAAAAUUAGAACUUUAUAAAUUAAUUGUUUUUUGAGCUAUUCAAUUUAUAAUAAUUUAUAUUGCUUGUAUUAUCUACAUAAAAAAGGUUUAUGCAAACAUCACGUAAAUAACAUAUGUGAACGUACGUAUAUAAUUUUGAAAUUUGACCGACUCUGUUGACGAAUCAUAUCACGGAUACCAGCAUUAUCGACUCAGGCUUUCUAUAUUACCAGAGAGGUGCGCAACAGAGACGAGGCGAUUGUGCAACGCGACCAAUUCAGCGCGAUGAAAAAGUGCAUCCGUAUCGGUGGAUGACGCAUACCAAGGACAGAUAAGAAUGGCUCGGUUAAUUUCGUCAUCGUCAGCACGUGUUCCGUUAACGUUGCCGGGGGGGCACUCGGCGGCAGUCAGACAGUCAGUCGGCCGCGUCACGUCGUGAGUGAGAAACCUGUUCAAGAUUCCCAGAUGCAACGAUCCGUCACAUUCGCCGACACAUCCGAACGUAGCCUGUCAAAAUCACAGCUAGCCGCGUUGUUUGAAAAACGCCACGCUGCGCGACCCUACGUUCGUUCCUCGUGACGCAACGGAAGCUUAGGCAAUCGAAAAUGCGAAUCAUAUUUGUAAAAUUCCGCGAGAUCUCGCAGAAAUAUCCGAUUAUACGAGGCAUGGCGUCCUAUUCGAUUAUCUGGCCAACCGCGAACCUGUUGCAACAGAAGAUAAUGGGCAAGGAAGAGUUUAACUACGCGGAGGCAGUGCGAUUCUGUCUCUACGGUAGUCUCUAUGUAGCCCCUACACUGUACUGCUGGCUGAGAUGCGCAUCUCAUUUCUGGCCAAAAGCAGAUUUGAAGUCUGCAAUUACUAAGGCUCUGGUUGAACAAGUUACGUACACUCCCGCAGCUAUGUGUUCCUUCUUCUUUGGCAUGAGUCUUCUUGAAUUAAAGCCAGUUUCGGAAUGCAUUGACGAGGUCAAAAUUAAGUUUUGGCCAACAUACAAGGUUGCUGUUUGCAUAUGGCCAAUUCUGCAAACUGUGAAUUUCAUCCUAAUCCCGGAGCGAAAUCGCGUUGUAUACGUAAGCGUAUGCAGUUUGGUCUGGACAUGUUUCCUUGCAUACAUGAAAUCUCUCGAAGCCAAGCGGAAGCUGGUUGAUAUUAAUAAUACUAAUCACAAAAUGAUAUCGGAGACUAAAGCGCAAACCAACGAAAGUCACAUGCAUAUUCCUCUACUACGAUGAAAGUUUUAGGAAAUUAAUAUAUUAGAUUAAUUUAUUUAUAUAUAGGAUUUGCAGUUGGAAGCUAAAUUUAACUUAUACCAAUGCAAUUGAUACGUAUAUGAUUAUCUGUGAUAUUCACAGUACAAAAGUAUUGCCUAUACUCUUGCGGGAAUAUGUUAUUACAUGUAACAAUAAUAUUUAAAAAUCGAUGAAAGAUACAUGUAAAACAAAAUUAUUUUAAAGUGAAAAUGAUAUAAUAAUAAUAUAAAUGAUAGUAAUAUGUUUGCCACAUCAA
Monomorium pharaonis (pharaoh ant) is the source of this 1562-nucleotide messenger RNA. RefSeq names its product mpv17-like protein. Lineage: Eukaryota; Metazoa; Arthropoda; Insecta; Hymenoptera; Formicidae. Gene Ontology annotation, cellular component: membrane; cytoplasm. The record is from RefSeq and is a predicted model, not a curated record. The coding region runs from base 662 to 1288 and encodes 208 amino acids. The transcript has 4 exons.